This is a messenger RNA of Tupaia belangeri chinensis (Chinese tree shrew), 558 nucleotides long. RefSeq names its product BCL2 like 10 (gene BCL2L10). The coding region runs from base 43 to 417 and encodes 124 amino acids. The transcript is spliced from 2 exons. NCBI's taxonomy places the organism in Eukaryota, Metazoa, Chordata, Mammalia, Scandentia, Tupaiidae. The record is from RefSeq and is a predicted model, not a curated record. Gene Ontology annotation, biological process: regulation of apoptotic process.
AGAAAGCAGGUGGGAGGGCGAGGCCGCGGCAGAGGCCAGGCUAUGGCAGACCCGCUGAAGGCGCGCACCGAGCGGCUGCUGACCGACUACCUGGGGUACUGCGCCCGCGAGCCCGGCGCCCCAGAGCCGCAGCCGUCCUCUCCCGAGGCCGCUGUGCUGCGCUCCACGGCCGCCCAGCUGCAGCGGCUCCACCAGCCCUUCUUCGCCCGGGGCCGGGGCUACCCCGGGAACCCCCUCGAGCUGCUGGGCAUCAUGAGCAAUCAGAUUGUCCUCCGCUCUCUCUUCUGGCAGGAUGGCUUUUGUCUCUUCUUCAGGACGUCCUCCCCGCUGAUUUCCUGGAGGAGACUGCUGAUCCAGGCUUUUCUGUCCUGCCUGCUAGCAACAGCCCUCAUCUAUUCCUGGACACGAUUAUUAUAAAUUCUCAAGGUCAACCCAUUUCUACUGGCCUAGCUGUGACCAGCGAAGGGACAGUCGGGGAUGAGACAAGAACUGAAGCAGACCACCUUCCUGGGGGCAUUUCUAUCUGCAUGUAUGCAGGGAGUCCUGAGGGGAAGACCU